This is a messenger RNA of Photinus pyralis (common eastern firefly), 2793 nucleotides long. RefSeq lists its product as uncharacterized. Bases 301 to 2394 code for a protein of 697 amino acids. Lineage: Eukaryota; Metazoa; Arthropoda; Insecta; Coleoptera; Lampyridae. The record is from RefSeq and is a predicted model, not a curated record. Gene Ontology annotation, molecular function: sequence-specific DNA binding. The transcript is spliced from 7 exons.
UGACGUCACCGGUGCACAGAUUAGAAUUGGAAGGGGAAUGUAGCAUCGGGGCCCCGCUCUGUGACUCAGUUCGCGUCCUCUUGUGUUUUUAACCAGUUGCACACCUUAUUACGCAAUUAAUUGGGUAAACAAUUGAAGGUUUUUAAGUGCGCGUUAUCGGUCGAAGUGGAAAGUUUACGCGGCGCCGUCCGUAAGUGCAAUUACCAAGCCGGUAGUCCUUGAUUUGGUACACUCACCGACUGACGUCAUUUAGUCUACAGGGCGUUUAAAAACGAUGUGAAGGAAGCGUGAUGCUCGAUCAUGCCACAGUGUGCCGUUGCGAAUUGCAAUAAUACGCAUCGAAAAACUAAAGGUGGCUCUGUACGAUAUCACCGCUUUCCGGGCGACCCGACGAUACGCUCCCAUUGGCUGAAGGCGUGCGGUCGUUUGGUGCAUAACUGCGCGACCGCUCGAGUGUGUUCGCUGCAUUUUAGAGGUUCGAGCUAUGAGAGGGAUGUGCAGCACGAACUAUUAGGGCUGCCCAUACGCAGUAGGCUGAAGAAGGGCGCGUUGCCUGAGAUUAAUCUACCUUAUACCUCGCUGCCGGAGGAAACCCCAACCGUCGAGAGCAAAAUUGCGGUAUUGCUCGCCGUUGGACUGGUACCAAACUCGCAGGCGAUCGAACGUGCUUCAGGCGGACUUCCUCGAGACCUGAACAAGAUGCACGUAAUGGAAGACGUGCGAGAAGGUUCGGACGUACCCAGCGCUCAACCGUCCUCACCCGGACACGCCGAACAACGUCCCACAAUCGAAGAACCCAAUGACAACGAAAACGGAACGGAGGAAAUACAAUCGGCGCAAAUUAAUGGGACGGAUAGCAAGUCGAAUGACGAUCUGAAAUUGGAAGCCAAACCGGAGAGCUUACAGCAAGCGAAGGACGAGGUUAUUUCGUUGCCCGACGAUGCAGCCAGUAACGACAGCGAAAAUUCCAAGCGAAAAAUUGACGGCGAAGAGAGCAGCUCGAAACGCCUACGCUCAUUAAUCGAACAGAAUUUCGUCAUCCGCGACAAAAUCCUGAACGAGUACACCGAUAACUCCACCUCUUCCACUCUCCAACAGAUUCAAACGCAAAUGGAUCAAAUUCUAUCAGAAAUUCGAGUCCUCAACGUGCUGGCGCUGGACAAAGAAAAGGAAUGGAACAACAUUAUUCAUUUGAAAAAAAUCAAGGAAGAAUUGCUUUUGCGAUUCCAAAGGCGAAAACAAAUCUUGACGCUGACAAACGACAAGACGGAAUGGGAAUGUGUCGGCUCCCCGGAACCUCCGCACGAAAACGAAGAACACUCCGCCGAAUCCAAGCAACUCAAAAACCUCGCGAAUCCCAACAGUGGCCUAGUCAUAUAUUCCACGUCCCAAUCCAAAACGGAAACGGGCAGGAAAAACUCAAAAAAUCUUCCGAGCACAAUCAUCGAGAUCAACGGACACUCCGGCGAUUUACGCCAAAACAGGCAGCGACCCGUUUUGGACGUUCAAUCGAUCAUCGCCGACUACAGGCAGCGACAUCCUGAGGCGGUGCCGCGACGAGGAAGACGGAUACGUUCCAUCCUAAACAACCAAGGUGAUAGCACAAUGGCUAGAACCACCCAGGGAAACGUAAUGAACUUUUCCUCAAUUUCACUAGGUUCCGGCUCCCAAGUGAAACAGAACCUGAGCUCAUCGGGCAUCGAAAACAACAGCGAGCUCGGCCUGUUGCUCACCGCCGUCGAUAACGGCAAAGGCGCGCCGAAAUUGGGCGACGGGAACGAGACGGCGUCAUUCAAGGACGUCCUCAUGCAAUUCGCGAAGCUAUCCCAAACGGAACGCCAGGACCUGCUGCAAUCCGAGAUGAAACAGCCGCCGCCCUAUUCCGAAGUGACCGUGCAUCCGGUACCGGCGCACACGCAACCGACGACCAACUCGCUUCUGCACGGAAUUUUAACUAAGACACAAUCAAGAUCUGACAACAGUAAAUCAACAUUCAGUCCAACGCUGGCCCGUCUUCUAACGGCACCGGAGAGGGCGGCGAUGUCACCGCACAACAACCCCCUUUCGGUCACAGACAUGCUCUCUAACAACAAGGCGAGGAACGAAAUAACUAUCACUCCAGUGGGUGGCCAAUUCGAUGUGGUCGCCAAGGAGAAGGACGAAGAGGAGGCGGAGGAUAGCGCCGAUCGCCUGGUAAUCGACGAGAGCGAGGCGUUGGACGGCCGCAAGUGUGCCGAUACCAGUUCGGACGGCGGAGACGAAGUUCCUCAGUGUCAGGGCUGCAAUCAGAAACCUGCGCAGUUCGUGUGUGCGGGUUGCGGGAACCAGUGGUACUGCAGUCGCGAGUGUCAGGUCGUCGCGUGGGAUGAGCACUCUGAAGUGUGUUCAGGUUAAAUUGGUUUUUAUUGUUUCAUUUGCUAAAUCUCAGUAUUUGUUCCAAAUUGAUAGACUCGGAUGCGCGAGACAAAGUAUUUUUUGGUUCCUUGAAGUACGUAUUAUGUUUCUUAUUAGCGUUUACGGAGCUAGAUCUAACUAAGAUAUAGGUUUUAAGGUAAACUAUCUGUCUAGUCAACCUAAUUUAAUGUUACCUUGUUUGUGCGAGUGAUUUCAUAUUUUGUUCGUUUUGUUACUAGUUUUUAAAGUGCCAUCGUUAUUGGAAAGCGUGCAAGUUUCAUACAUUUCAGUCAGUGAACGAAUUUAAAUUUUAAGAGACUCUGUGAUAUACAAACAUUUGCGAUGUUAUUUAUCAGCCUCUCCACAAAUUUACUUUAAAAUAAACAUUUUUUGUACAUU